Messenger RNA from Prorocentrum cordatum, 3604 nucleotides. The record is from the annotation of a GenBank genome assembly. NCBI's taxonomy places the organism in Eukaryota, Dinophyceae, Prorocentrales, Prorocentraceae.
AGCCGUUUCGGCUCAGGCAUUGUCCCCGAUGCAGCCGCGUACCAUAUUUUCAUCAGCCAUGCCUGCCGCAGCCCGUGCCCUUGGUGUCCUUCUCGCGGCGGCACCCGCCGCCUCCUUUCAUCUCCAGCUGGCGAGGGACGACUGCCACACCGCCGAGAAGGGCGAGAGGUGUUACGAGGAUCGGGAGCGGUGGUGUGGGCGAUGUGGCGGGGAGUCCUGCACCAGCCCGAGCGAUACCCCGGCCUGUCUGGCCUGUCCAGCUUCGAGCAGUUCCAGGCGGCCCUGCACAGCGACCCGCGUGCGGGGUGCGCCCGGCCCUGCCCCUCGCGAGGGCCCACCGCGACCCCCGCGCCUCGCCGGGGGCGGCCGGCGGCGCUGGCGGACGGGCAGUGCGGCGCGCCCCUGGGGGCCGACGCCUGCUACGCGAAGGUCCACGCCGCCAUCCGCUACGACGUCGCGCGGCACCCCGAGCUCUACCCGGCGCUGGCGGAGGGCUCCGGCCUCGCAGAGCUGCGCGAGGCCCUGCGCGGAUGGGGCGAGCUCGCCGAGCCGUGCCGCAGGCCGUGCGGCGCAGCGCGGGAGCCGCGGGGCGAGCCGGAGCGGAUGCCCGCGGCCAUGCAGCUGGCAAAGAGGGACUGCCACACCACCAUCGAGGGCGAGCCUUGCCACCGGGAGGUGAGGUGGGCGAUGUGGGCGAUGCGGGCAGGCAUCCUGGAGCGUCCCGAGUGGUACCCGAACCUGUCCAUCGACUCCAGCUUCGAGGACUUCCAGUCCUUCCUGCAUGGCUUGAGUGCGCUCUCGCACGUCUGCCCCGCACCCUGCAAGGCGCAGGCGGCUGCGGCACAGACUUGUCACACCGCCGAGCCGGGAGAGAGUUGCCACACGGAGGUGACCUGGGCCAUGACGCAAGGCAUCCGGGAGCGCCCUCGGUGGUACCCGAACCUGACGCAGGACUCCAGCUUCGAGGACUUCCAGGCGUUCUUGCACGGGCUGGACUUGUGGUCCCAGACGUGUCCCAGGCCGUGCGAUGCGCCAGAGAGGGUGCAGCAGGUCUGCCACACCGCCGUCGAGGGCGAGGCCUGCCACCAGCAGGUCAGGUGGGCGAUGCAGCACGGCAUCCGGGAGAGUCCCACGAGGUAUCCGAGCUUGACGGCCGACUCCAGCUUCGAGGAUUUCCAGGCGCUUCUGCACGGCAUGGACGCGUGGUCCAAGAUAUGCCCCAAGCCGUGCGAGGCGCCGAAGCGGGCCCAACCUUUGACCCCCGCCGAGGCACAGCCAGUCCCACUUGGCGAGGUUGUAAUCACUCACGUCGACGAGUACCUCUACGCCACGCAGCAAGAUGAUUCAUUCGGCGGGCGUUUUGUGCACACGUGGAUGAAGGGGUCGCUGCAGGAGGACCCGCAGGCGCGCUGGAACAUCUCGAAGGUAGGUGAGAACUACGUGAUUAUCCACGCUGGCUCCUUCAAGGGCGAGUACCUCUACGCCUCACAGCACGGCGAUUCACGCGACGGGCAUUUUGCGCGCACGUGGACGAAGGGUUCGUUGCAGGACGAUCCGCAGGCGCGAUGGAACAUCUCGAAGGUCGGCAGAAACUACGUCAUUACUCCUGCCAGCUCCCUCAAGAACGAGUACCUCUACGCCGCGCAGCGCGAUGACUCACACGGCCUGCGUUACGUGCACGCGCUGAUGACGGGCGUUCUGCCAGCGGACGACCCGCGAGCACUUUGGACGAUCACGCCGCUCGCGCCGGAGGGCACUCAGCAGGCCUGCCGCACGGCCGCCGAGGGCGAGGCCUGCCACCGGCAGGUGCGGUGGGCGAUGCAGCACGGCAUCCUCGAGCACCCCGGCUGGUACCCGGGCCUGACGGCCAACUCCAGCCUCGAGGAGUUCCAGGCGUUCCUGCACGGCACGGACGCGUGGCGGGGGACCUGCUCCAGGCCGUGCGUGCCGCAGGGGGCCUCUGCGCCCCAGCGCCGCCUGCCCUCGUACCGCGCGCCCCCGCCCGAGGCGCAGGGAGCGGCCUCGGCGUCCCAGGGCCAGGCGCCCGAGCGGCGCAGCCUGCCCUCGUACCGCACGCGCGCGCCCGAGGCGCAGGGGCCGGCCUCGAGGUCCGAGGGCCAGGCACCCGUGCAGGGAUGCCGCACCGCGGCGGCCGGCGACGCCUGCCACGAGGAGGUGCUGUGGAUGAAGAGGGAGGGCAUCCUGCUGCACCCCGCGUGGUUUCCAGGCCUGGCCAACGACUCGAGCUUCGAGGACGUCCAGGCCUUCCUCAACGAGAUGUAUCCCAUAGUCCAGCUCUGCCCUGACAGGCCAUGCCGGGCCGCGGACGCCGCCGCCGAGGCCACGGAGGUGGCCGCGGUGGUGAAGGACGCUGCGGUCGAGGCUGCGGAGGCAACGGCCAGGGCCUCGGAGGUCGCGGCUGAGGCAGGGACCACGGCCUCCGAGGUGGCGGCCGAGGCUGCGGGGGGCCUGCCUCCGGGGCGCCGCCCCCCCGCUGCUGCAGGAGCCUCGGCCAGCACCCUGGAGGGCGACAGGGAGGACCUGGCCGGCAGGGCCACGUCGCCGUUCCUGGCGCAGCCGCUGGCCGCCACGCCCGCAGCGGGCGGGGAGGAGCAGCAGGAGGAGAGGAGAGAGGCGUCGGAGGCCCUGGUGGAUGCAGCACCGACGCGAGGGACCUCCUCGUUGGAGGCACCGCCGCCCCCGAACUCCAGCGGCUGCUUCGUCUGGUUGCCCAGCGGCUGCCGGGGGCAGCGCUUCCCCGCGGCGGUGCCCUGGAAGAGGGACGAGUGGGGCCAGGCCAACAGGCACUCUGGAGACAGCAGGGCCGCCUGCGAGGCCAGGAAAAGGGACUUCGAUGCCUGGUGCUCGGUGGACGACGCCGUGAUGCUGCACGUGCCCGGCCUGCCCGUAGUGGGCCCUGGAGAGGCAGCGCUCCCGCAGGGCGGCGCCCCGCCCCUGCCGCGGGGCGCGCCCGCGGGCGCGGGGGCCGCGGGCCCGCCCGCGGGCGCGCCGCCCCCGCCGGCCCGCGAGGGGUGCCACGUCUGGCUGCCGAGCGGGUGUCGCAGGCACCGCCUGCCCGCGGAGUGGCGGUGGACGCGGGACGAGGCCGGGGAGGCCCUGGUGCCCCCCGCGGGGCAGAGCGAGGCGGCGUGCCUGGCCCGCAAGGGCUUCUACGACCGACUGUGCGCGGUGGCCGACGCGGUGAUGCUGCGCGUCCCCGGGGCCGCGCGGGAGGGGUCGCGCCCAGUGGAGGCAGGGGCAUCGACGAUGGAAAUGGGCGGACCGUGGAGAGCGUGACGGGACCGGCCCCCGGGUCAGCCGAAUCUGCAGCCGCGUGGCGUGGCCGCGGUCGGCCAGCCCCUGCACAUCGACCUCAGAUACGGGCGUACGUGGUGUGCCCCGUCGCCCCUCCGCUGUGACUGGACAUUCCUAACAUCGGGGAUCACAGAAGCGUGCCGGCCGUGCUGCCCGUUGAGUUUUCUGCUGCGGCAGGUGUGAUACUCUAUUGCUUCAGGCAGCUUCUUUGACUUGCGAUGGAUUGCAUGCAGGUUAGUGGUAGGACGAAUGGGUAACGGACCGUGUCCCCGCACAUUAGAAAAAUGCU